Messenger RNA from Hypanus sabinus (Atlantic stingray), 1531 nucleotides. RefSeq names its product 5'-3' exonuclease PLD3-like. The record is from RefSeq and is a predicted model, not a curated record. The coding region runs from base 74 to 1531 and encodes 485 amino acids. The transcript has 11 exons. NCBI's taxonomy places the organism in Eukaryota, Metazoa, Chordata, Chondrichthyes, Myliobatiformes, Dasyatidae. Gene Ontology annotation, molecular function: catalytic activity.
AAAGAAUUGGAGAAUCAACAAGAGAUUAAUCCUGGUGAUGCACUAUCAAUAACUCCAAAAAACUGGAAGUAGAAUGAAGCCUUUUGGAAACCUACAUCACCUGCUGCAUAUGUUGAAAGACAAGUGCCACAGGAGAGACAUCAACAAAUGGGAGCUUGUGUUUGUUGCCUUCCUGUUGCUUAUGAUCCUUUGCUUGCUGAACUUCGCAGUUGUCCAAACAGUGUGCAAAUCAGCAGAGCUUCCUCCCAGUAAAAACAAACACUGGAAAAAUCAGCAAACCCCAACCUGUGAUGAUCCUUGCAGGUUUGUUCUCAUUGAGACAGUCCCUGAUGGGUUGGUCUAUGCUGAAAAUGCUUCAGGAUAUCAAUCGAUAUACAACUCCUGGAUGAACCUCAUAAAUAUGGCAAACAGUAGCCUUGACAUUGCCUCUUUCUAUUGGACUCUUACUGGGGCUGAUAUAAAUGUGACUGAUCCCACCUCCAAAUAUGGUGAAAUCAUACUUGAUGAGCUUGGGAAAUUGCCUUUAAGGAGAGUCAAUGUGCGUGUGGCAUCGAGCAUGUUGAAAUUCCCACAUCAAGAGUCAACUGACCUUAAAAUCUUGAAAGAGAAAGGAAUUCAAAUCAGGAAUGUGAAUUUUCAAAAAAUAAUGCAUGGUGUUCUUCAUUCAAAGCUCUGGAUUGUUGAUAACAAACAUUUAUAUAUUGGGAGUGCUAAUAUGGAUUGGAGAGCAUUAACUCAGGUUAAGGAGCUAGGUGCUGUGGUUUACAAUUGCAGUUGCCUUGCCAAUGAUUUCGCCAAAAUAUUUGAAGCUUAUUGGAGUCUUGGACUGCCAAAUGCCACCAUCCCUACACCAUGGCCACCUUCUUAUUCCACAAACUUUAACAAAGAUACACCUCUUGACGUAAAACUGAAUGGAACUGCUGCAAAGGCGUACUUCUCAAGUUCUCCUCCAAUGCUGUGUCCAAAAGGCCGGACUACUGACAUUGACGCUAUACUCAGUGGCAUUAAUGCUGCAAGGAAGUUUCUGUAUAUUUCUGUCAUGGAGUAUUUUCCGACAUCACGUUUCCUGCGACAUGUAUUAUACUGGCCUCUUAUUGAUGACUCACUGAGGAAAGCAGCGAUUGAACGGCAUGUUCACAUCCAGUUGUUGGUUGGUUACUGGAAGCAUUCAGAUAAAUCCAUGCUGGCCUACCUUCAGUCUCUGCAGGCUCUAAGAAAUAUCAAGAAAGUCCACUUUGAUGUGAAAAUCUUUAUUGUUCCUUUGGGGAAGUUUAGCAAGAUUCCUUAUGCAAGAGUGAGCCAUUCCAAAUACUUUGUAACAGAAAAUAUUGCAUAUAUAGGUACUUCAAAUUGGUCUUAUGACUACUUCAAUACUACAACUGGCAUCGGUCUGCUGAUAAAUCAGACUUCAGAAUAUAAAGAAGAGGCUGAUAAUACAAUUCAUCAUCAGUUAAAAAGUCUAUUUCAAAGAGACUGGAAUUCCAACUAUUCCAUCACCUUGGAUGAUUUGGAAGAAGAUCUUUUGUAUUAA